AUGAAGCUCUUGAUCUUGGGCCUUGCGGCAGCGAUUUUGUCCCAGGCCGCACCGACCGGUGUGUCUACAAGGGCAGCAUGCGCAACGAAGUCUCAAAGGAAGGCAUGGCAUACCCUGACUCGAGAUGAGAAGCUAGCCUACCUCAACGCCGAGAAAUGCCUCAUGUCUCUUCCAGCGGAGCUGGGUUUCGAAGGGCCCAGAACCCGCUUCGACGAAUUUCAAAAGCUGCACGUUUUCGCUACGUCAACAGUGCAUUUCGUUGGAGCUUUCCUCCCCUGGCACCGUUACCUCAUCCACACACACGAACAUGUUUUGAAAACCGAAUGCAACUACACUGGCACUCAUCCCUACUGGGACGAGCCUCUAGAUGCGGGAAAUUUCACGCACUCCAUCCUUCUAGAUCCCGAGACUGGCUUUGGGGGCGACGGUGCCGGGCCUAACAAUUGCAUUCAAAAUGGUCCCUUCAAACAUUACGUCAACGCGAUCGGGCCGGGUCAAUCAAUCACAGAUCAUUGCAUCGACCGUCAAAUAAAUGAUUGUACGAGUGCCAUGGCAGCUCAGACGAACGUCGAUCAGUGCAUGGCGAUGCAGAACUUCUCGACCAUGUGGCCAUGUCUCGAAGGCGCGCCGCACGGUGGAGGGCAUGGCGGAAUUGGAGGAGAGAUGUUGAAUUUGUGGUCCAGCCCUGGAGAUCCUCUGUUUUACUUGCACCACGCGUACCUCGACAAGCUAUGGUGGCAGUGGCAAGCUAUGGAUCUCCCGCUUCGUCUCCAAGACAUCACAGGCAGCAAUCAGCCCGUGUCAUUCGGUCCCUUCCCCGGAACCAAUGGUUCUUUUCCCGGCUUUCCCGGCAACGGAAGCAUACCGGGUUUCCCUGGUAAUGGGACAUUUCCUCCUGGUGGUCCAGGCAAUGGAAGCUGCGGGAUGUUUCCUGGUGGACCGUUUCCACCGGUCGGCACCGGUCCACCGCGAACAAAUCUGGUGAAGAGAGAUGGAGAUCCGGGAAAUGUGACGACAUUGGGGCAUGUGUUGACGAUGUUUGGGAUGAUGCCAAAUGUGACGGUUGCGGAUGUUAUGGAUGUUCAGGGUGGUUUGCUGUGCUAUGAGUAUAUAUAG
Messenger RNA from Trematosphaeria pertusa, 1116 nucleotides. Its product is annotated as Di-copper centre-containing protein. The transcript has 4 exons. Gene Ontology annotation, molecular function: oxidoreductase activity. NCBI's taxonomy places the organism in Eukaryota, Fungi, Ascomycota, Dothideomycetes, Pleosporales, Trematosphaeriaceae. The coding region runs from base 1 to 1116 and encodes 371 amino acids. The record is from RefSeq and is a predicted model, not a curated record.